Messenger RNA from Lodderomyces jiufengensis, 1653 nucleotides. RefSeq names its product protein kinase. The coding region runs from base 1 to 1653 and encodes 550 amino acids. Gene Ontology annotation, molecular function: protein serine/threonine kinase activity; ATP binding. Gene Ontology annotation, biological process: maturation of SSU-rRNA. Lineage: Eukaryota; Fungi; Ascomycota; Pichiomycetes; Serinales; Debaryomycetaceae. The transcript has a single exon. Gene Ontology annotation, cellular component: preribosome, small subunit precursor; cytosol. The record is from RefSeq and is a predicted model, not a curated record.
AUGAGUACUAGCGCAGAAAAAAACGAGGUAAUUGAAAGGCUAGAGAACGUUCAACUAGACAAUAAUAGUGAAUAUGAAGACGUUGAAGCAUAUUCAGACUCUUCAGACGACAGUGAUUUUGACGAAGGUAAUAAUUCAACCUCAAAUACGGCCAGCCCAACUAACGGCAACAAAAUUUCGAAGCCACUAGAAAAAGAAGAUAUCGUUACAAAAUAUGCAGAUAAAAUAAAGACAGAACCAUUCAAGAAAGGUCCACAAGUAAAUAAAGAUCGAGCAAAUAGAGCAACAGUUGAACAAGUAUUAGAUCCAAGAACUAUUAGAUUUUUAGGUAAAAUUUUCAAUUCAAAUAUAAUCUCAAGAAUUAAUGGGUGUAUAAGCACUGGUAAAGAAGCAAAUAUAUAUCAUGGAACAAAUGAUUCAAUACCAAAUAGUCCAGAAUAUGCAGUUAAAAUAUACAAGACUUCAAUUUUAGUAUUUAAAGAUAGGAAAAGAUAUGUUGAUGGAGAUUUCAGAUUAAGAAAUACAAAAGAUCAAGGAAAUCCAAGAAAGAUGGUUAAGAUAUGGGCAGAAAAGGAAUUUAGGAAUUUAAAUAGAAUUUACUACCAGAGUAAAAUACCAUGUCCUAAACCAAUCAUCUUAAAAUCUCAUGUUUUAGUAAUGGAAUAUUUAACAAAAGGUUCAAAUCAACCAUCACCAAAAUUAAAAGAUUAUAAAUUUAAAAACACAGACGAUAUAAUAAAGUACUACUAUCAAAUGUUAAUAUGUAUGAGAAGAUUAUUUCAAGAUUGUAAAUUAGUUCAUGCAGAUUUAAGUGAAUAUAAUUCCAUAGUUCAUGAUAAUAAAUUGUUCAUUAUUGAUGUUUCUCAAAGUGUUGAACCUGAUCACCCAAUGGCCUUGGAUUUCUUGAGGAUGGACAUUAAAAAUGUUAAUGAUUUUUUUAGUAGACUGGGUAUUAAUGUAUAUCCUGAAAAAUCAAUUUUUAAAUUUAUUACUGAUAAAGACAAUCAGUUAGGUUUUACAGCAAAAUGGAACAAUGCUGAGAAUAAAACUGAGCUUAAAUCUUUUGAGGAGGAUCAGGAAAUUACAGACGACGGUGAGAAGGAUACAAACAUCGAAAUUAGCGAAGCUAAAACUGACAAUGAUGAAGAUGAAGAUACCAAAGAAAUGAGAACAUAUUUGGAUAAUUUACCAUUGAAACUAACAAAAGACCAAGAAAUUGAAGAUGAAAUAUUCAGAUCAUUACACUUAGUAAGGUCAUUGAAUCAUUUGGACGAAAGAGAUUUUAAGAAGUUUUCUGAAGGUCAAGUUGAUACAAUGAAAGAAUUGGUGGCUCCAACUUCUACAGGGAAUAAUAAUGGGGAUCAGAACGGGGAAAACGAAGCAGUAGAAGGAGUAGAAAAAGAGAAUAUAAUCGAUGAAGAGGGUGAUGUUGACAGUGAAGAAGAUGAUGACGAAGAAGAUUCAGAUGAAGAUGAAGAUAGUAGCGAUGAUGAAAGAGAGCAACUGACACCAAAAGGUAAAAAAUUCGAAGAUAAAGAAUCUAAAAAGGCAAGGAAAGAAGCUGCAAAAUUAGCAAAACAAGAGAAAAGAAAAACAAAAAUGAAGAAACAUAUUAAGAAGAAAAUAAUAAAUAAGAGAAAAACUGGUAAAUAG